Molecule: messenger RNA, 2314 nt
Organism: Anguilla anguilla (European eel)
Lineage: Eukaryota; Metazoa; Chordata; Actinopteri; Anguilliformes; Anguillidae
Gene: scg2a
Product: secretogranin II (chromogranin C) a
Exons: 2
Coding region: 156-1946 (596 amino acids)
Cellular component (GO): secretory granule
Source: RefSeq, a predicted model, not a curated record
GCGUUUAAGUGACGCAUGAGUCAGGUGGCGCUUCAUAUAACCGAAGGGAUGUGGUCGGAUGCUGAGGAGAGGAGAGCAAGCUGCGUGUGCGCUGCGACAGCACGAGAGAUGCGAUACACCCACAAUUAUCAUCUCAACUAGUUAGCCUACAGAGGAUGCAGUCCCAUCUGAAGCCCUGCGCUGCUGCAGCGCUGGUGCUGCUCGCAUGCCUGCUGCACAGGUGCAGGGUUCAGGCCGCUGUCCUGCGACAGCACCAGCCCUGGGGGGGCGAUUCGGACAGGAGGCCAGCCCACACCCCCCUUCUGCCCAGCGCGGAAAUGGCCAAGGCUCUGGAGUACAUCGAGAGCCUGCAGGAACGAGACCGGCCGGACUACGAUGACAACGGGGAGCGUUUCCGCCCGCGGUGGGGGCAGGAGGCUGAGGGACAGGGCGGGGCCGCCCCCCGGGAGGACCACGUGUCCCAGCAGCUGCUGAAGACCCUGCUGAGCACCCUGCAGGGGGCCAGCGAGGACCCCAAACCCGCUGCCGCCACCAAAAACGGGGACGACAUCCGCAAGAACACUGAAGCAGGGGAUUAUGGGGGAUAUCCUUUUCCUAAGCACAGCAAGCAGCACAAGAAGUAUCCACUGAUGUUUGAGGAAGAAGACUCGAGGGAGAGCCCCUACAAGCGCACCAAUGAGAACGUGGAGCCACAGUACACUCCUCAGAGCCUGGCCACCCUGCAGUCCGUCUUCCAGGACCUGGGGAAACUGUCCACCCCCCAGGAGUACAAACGGCACCAAGCCCAAGAGCUGUACCGGGGUGACCGCGACCUUUUCCCCUUCAGCGACCUGGCGUACGCGGACGUGCUGGGGGGAGGGGACUGGACCCCCAUGGAGGAGAAGGUGGAGACAGAGGAAGAGAUCAAAGACAGCCGAGAGGAAUUCGACAAGGGUUUGGACAGCAGUGAGGACGAUGAUGACGAUGAUGAUGAUGAUGAUGGUGAUGAUGGCGAUGAUGAAAAUGAUGUGAAGCGAUCCAGCCAGCCACCCAAGUACAGGGGAAAGGAUGACCCAGAAGAUUUCACCAAGCUGGUGGAUUACUACCUCCUGAAAGUCCUGGAGAAGACUGAAGAAUCGGAGCAGAAGAGGGAGGAAGAGGAUGCUGAGAGGCGCUCAGUCCAGCCCUCGUAUGACGUGGACCCCCAGGCUGUGUACCAGCUGAUCAAGAUCUCACAGAAGCUGCAGAUCCCCCCCGAGGACCUGGUGGAGAUGCUACAGAGCAGAGAGAUGAGAAAGCAGAAGAAGCUGAGGGUGCCAGAGGAGGAGACGGAUGACCUGGAGCGAGUGGAGGAGAAGCUCAUGCACAUCUCAACGUACAGCAAAGACCACGGCCCCAUCACCAAGUACUACAGCCGAAGGCUGCCCGAGGCACUCGCUAACAACUUAAAGAUUCUGCACAUUCUGGGGAUGGAAACCAGGGGCAGCCAGAGAGGAAAAGCUCUUCAGCAGCAAAGGAACCCCAAGAGCACGCACACGAGGUACUACGCUCACAGCGGGAGGCACGGGAACCACGUCCUUCCUGCUCCGAGUAUUUCUGAUCACAGAGAAGGCGAUUACGAUGAUGCAGUUGAUGAGGAUAAGCUAGCCACUUACCUAGCAGCCAAGAUGCUAGCUCAGUACCCCAAAGCAAUGAGCAAAGUGGAGCUGAAACGUGCCCCCCAGCCCCCACCCCAGGACGAGGCCUUCGGGCCCUUUGAGCAGGCAGUGCUGGAUUACUUUGAGCAGUUAGCCAGUGAGAAGGGCUCCCGACCCAAAAGGAUCCCCGAACCCGAGGGCACGGGCGACUCGCCCCAAACACAGCGCCUAGAUGACGAAACGCUGAUGAGAAUGCUGGAGUACCUGAACCCAGAGACCAGUGAGAGCGAGGAGAGAGACCUUUACGGACAAAACACUGGCGGAAUGUAGCGGGCGGGGCUGGUGAUGUAUAUCAUUUUGAUGAAUAAACAAAAAAAACCUAAAAAAAAUGUUGCAGAACAAAAGGAAUGCAACCUUCCUUUUAGCUACAGUAAAAAUCUGAGUGUAAUUUGGUGUUCUGGGGAGUUUAUUUGUUGUGGUUUCUGAUUUGUGGAAUAGUAGGUGUUUAAUAGUUACAGCUGCAGGUGUCUAAAGAACACCUUUAACUCAGCAUAUGAGAAGAUCCUCACCUGUGAUAAACCUUAAUACCACAGCCGAAUCAGUGUUGGAUAUUGUGUUUUUCUUCAGAUGAUACUUGGUGAGUGUAUUGCAUAAUGUGUAAAGUAUACGAGAUUAAUAAAGCAUCAACUGGUACUUUC